Messenger RNA from Maudiozyma saulgeensis, 1935 nucleotides. The record is from the annotation of a GenBank genome assembly. NCBI's taxonomy places the organism in Eukaryota, Fungi, Ascomycota, Saccharomycetes, Saccharomycetales, Saccharomycetaceae.
AUGUAUUCUGCUCUGUUGUUUCUUCGUGUUAAAGCAAUUUCAUAUCAAAGUAACAAAUACACAAGACAAAUUAACAUGCAAAAUUCAAUCAUAUUUAUAUUAUUAUAUAUUACUUCCUUCGUAUACUCAGAUGAUUCUGAGCUAGGAAAAUUCACUUUGAAACCCGGUUUAAUGAGCAGAUUAUGGGACCCACAAUGGCCAGACGACGAUUUUGAUACUUGGGGGGUUACUAUGGCUACUUAUUUUAGAACAGGGAAAUAUAUGGACACUGCCAAAUUGUUAGGUACAACUUCAGGGGUUUCGGAUCCAAGGAUAAAUUACGAUUCAAAACUUGCUAGUACUGUGUAUGGAUUUGAUAUACCAACAGAUUUGCAAGACUUUGUUAUAACGUUAAGAGGAUUUUACAAAGCACCAGCAUCAGGACUUGCAAAAAUUUCGGCUACAUUUAAUUCGGAGCUAGAUUCUGAUGGUAAAUAUAGAUUCUCCAAUGGUUUGGUGUACUUUAAUAUUAGUUUUGGUAUUACUACCUCUUUAGAUGGUGAUUCAGCUACCUGUUUGGAUUCUGGUAGGGCUACUCAAGCUUUCAACACUUUUAUGUUCUAUUAUGUUGACAAUGUUCCAGAUCAGGAAUUUGAAGGGAAUUCAAAUUAUGCAUUUAUUGAAGGAAAUUUGUAUCCAAUUAUUAUUGCUAUAUCUAACCGCGAAACUCUAGUUGAUAUUUCACAUUUUUCACUUGUGAUAGAAGGUGUCGAAUAUCCUUUCAAUGAAGAGAAUCUUUUCACAUUAGAUUUAGAAGACUCAGAUUGGGCCGAAACUGAUCAGCGUAUGUUCCCAAGGUAUUGUCCCGUUUAUACUACCACUACUACGUACACAGAGGCACAAGUGACCGAAACAGCUACGAUAGCAACAAGUAUGGCCACAUAUACAGACGAAAAUGGUAGUGUGACGACAGAGACGAUAUAUGUUGUCGCCACUCCUGGUGAAUACACAGCAUCAAGCACCGAACCUAUUGUGUCAUCUACUUCAGAUGUCGUUUCAUCAUCCACAGAUGUUUUAGAAUAUUCUUCUUCUGAUAGUAUCGAAUCUUCAACAACAGAAGUUGUAGAGNUAACAUCUAGUUCGGAUAUUAUUGCAUCCUCAACUUCAGAAACUACCGCAUCUAUAACUUCGGAUACUAUAGAAUCAUCUUCUUCGGUUAUUGUUUCAUCAACAUCUGAUAUAACCGAAUCGAUAACAUCAGAUACUUCACAGUCAUACAGUGUGUCUAGUGCUGCUUCUUCAACGACUAAAUAUACUGCAUCUGAGUCAUCUAAUAUUGGUGGAAUUGAAACAUCAACAUUCACGUCAAACGGCGUAAAAUCCUCCUCAGAUGUUGCUAAAUCUAUUUCUCAGACAAAAAUAUCAAUAGAUACCGAAGAAACAGAGGCCACAUACCCAUCAUCUGAUUUUCAAGCAACAAGAUCUACAUUUAUGGAUUCAGUUUUCGCCGCAGAAAGCACCGUUGUAACAAAAACUUCGUUAUCAUCAUUAAGUACUUAUAUUCCAACUACUUCAGUACAUACUGUAUCGACAACAAAACAAGGAAAUGAAUACACAGAUGAUCAAUUAGUUGUUAAUACUGUCACAACCAGAAAUAUCGGCAAUGAUAAUAGUGCAAAUAUUAAAACAGAUGUUGUAGAAAAUACUGAAAGAACUACCGUCUCAUAUUCUACAUCUAGCAAGGUGCCAACAACUAUCACUACAGUUGCUGCAUCUACUAGAAUUACAUCCACUCAUGAAACCGACUCUUCCGAAGAGACAUUUUUAUCUACAUCCAGGCCACAGUUUGUGACACUUUCAGUUACGUCAUUUUCCCUUGACUAUAGUGGUAAUGCAGCUUCAUUAACCAGUGUAAACAUUUGUCUAGUUAUAAUAUUUUAUCAAUUCCUAUUCUAA